Babjeviella inositovora NRRL Y-12698 is the source of this 1341-nucleotide messenger RNA. RefSeq names its product tRNA dimethylallyltransferase. Gene Ontology annotation, molecular function: tRNA dimethylallyltransferase activity; ATP binding. The coding region runs from base 1 to 1341 and encodes 446 amino acids. The record is from RefSeq and is a predicted model, not a curated record. Gene Ontology annotation, biological process: tRNA modification. The transcript is spliced from 3 exons. Lineage: Eukaryota; Fungi; Ascomycota; Pichiomycetes; Serinales. Gene Ontology annotation, cellular component: mitochondrion.
AUGAUUCCCAGAAAUGAUAUUAUUGCGGUUGUUGGUACCACUGGUGUGGGAAAGUCUCAGUUGAGCAUCGAGUUGGCCAAAAAGUACAACGGUGAGGUGAUUAAUGCCGACUCCAUGCAGAUGUACAGGGGGGUUCCAAUUAUAACCAACAAACAUCCCAUCCCUGAGAGAGAAGGGGUCAAACACCACGUCAUGAACCAUGUGGACUGGAACGAAGAGUACUUUGUGCACCGGUUCAAGGACGAGGCCACAGCUGCCAUCGCCGAUAUCCACGCCAGAGGAAAGAUCCCGAUUGUUGUGGGAGGAACACAUUACUACCUCCAGAGUUUGUUAUUCCACAACAAAAUGGUAAACAGGGAGACCGAAAUCCAGACCGUGGAAGAACUCACCCAGGAGGAGAAGGCCGUUGUUGAGAGCGAUCCUGCGACUUUGUGGGAGACCUUGAAGAAGUACGACCCCGUGGUUGCCGAGAAGUUUCAUCCGAACGAUUCCAGAAAGCUCAAACGAGCCUUAGAGAUCUAUUUCACUACAAACCGCAAGGCAUCUGACAUAUACAGCGAGCAGAAGGUGAGCGAGUUGGACAAAUCGUCUUUGCGGUAUGAUACCCUCAUCUUCUGGGUGUAUUCACAAACUCAGCCGUUGGAGGAAAGACUUGAUUCCCGCGUGGACAAGAUGUUGGAAACUGGCGGUUUGGCGGAAGUCCGUGAGUUGUACGAUUUUUAUACCGCCCACAAUGAUUCUCCAAGUCCACUCUUCGAAGACGGUAUCUGGCAGGUUAUUGGGUUUAAGGAGUUUUUCCCGUGGUUGAAAAGUGGCCAAAAGAACGACGUGGAGUUCCGGAAAUGUGUUGACGAGAUGAAGCAAAGAACAAAAAAGUACGCGAAGCAGCAGGUGAAGUGGAUCCGCAAGAAGUUGGUUCCUGAGAUGGGCAAGGAAAAGCUCCACAACUAUGAGAGAGGAGGCCGAGUUUACUUGCUUGAUGCAAGUGAUUUAGACAAGUGGAGUAAAAAUGUGUCGAAAAGAGGGGUGGAGAUUACAGACCAGUUUUUGAAAAAAGAACCAACCCUCAGCUACGCUCCGGCUGGCUUUGAAAACAUGCUAGAGGUCACCACCGAGGAGUUCACUCAGGACAAGUGGAAGCAUUUUGUGUGUGAAGUGUGCACUUCCGGCGAUGGGAAGCCGUUGGUAUUGGUCGGUGAAGGCCAGUACGAUAUCCACAUGAAGAGCCGAAAGCACAGCUCCCGGAUAUCCCAGAUCAAACGUAAGAAGGAGCUUGAGGAGUUUUUGGCCAAGAGACAAAAGAAGACAGAAGCCCACGGGCAGGACGAGGUGACAAAAUAA